Orussus abietinus is the source of this 1751-nucleotide messenger RNA. Its product is annotated as adenosine kinase. The transcript is spliced from 6 exons. Gene Ontology annotation, molecular function: adenosine kinase activity. The record is from RefSeq and is a predicted model, not a curated record. NCBI's taxonomy places the organism in Eukaryota, Metazoa, Arthropoda, Insecta, Hymenoptera, Orussidae. Gene Ontology annotation, cellular component: cytosol; nucleus. Bases 238 to 1377 code for a protein of 379 amino acids. Gene Ontology annotation, biological process: purine ribonucleoside salvage.
UCGGCCUCGAUCAUGAGCCGUGAUUCACGAGGACCUUGUGCGUUUUUUCGCGGGGGAAAGUCGUGGGUUAUUAAAGGUAACGACAGCCGAAUAUAACGGAGAUGGAGCAUGGUAUAAGUGUAUUCUUCAGCUCCGGUUAUUACAUAAUUUUAAGCAAGACUAUUACCCGGUAAUAGGGAUAUUUAUUAAGUCACGAUUCUGUAUGUCUCACGGCGCCAACGAAGCGUAAUCUCAAUUAUGUCGGAGAACACUACGCUGUCGACGUUGUCGGUGGGCAUGGUCAGAUCAGCCUAUCGUUUAUUUAAAUCGCCAGUUGUCGUGGCAUUUGGUAAUCCACUAUUGGACAUCAUUGUUACCGUGGAGGAUGAUCACCUGUUUAAGAAAUUCGAUCUCAAAGAGGACGACGAACUCGAACUUCCCGAAGAGACGGUGCAGCAGCUCAUAUCGGAGCUCCCUCCAGAACUGAAACAAACCGUGAGUGCAGGCGGUUCUGUGCAAAAUACAAUGAGGAUCUUACAGUGGUUAUGCGCUGGACCAACCAGGCCUGCGAUCGGUAUUUAUUGUGGCGGUCUUGGAAUGGAUUUUCGUGGAUCAGUAUUAGAAAAUUUAGUUCGCCUGGCUGGAGUAAAUGCACGUUAUGCCGUGCAUCCAGAAUUACCUACAGGUGUUUGUGUUUCCUUGAUACAAGGUGCAACACGUAGUCUUGUUGCAAAUAUUGGAGCAGCUGGUGUUUACACCAUGGAAGAUCUGAAAAGGGAAGAGUUAUCUCUUGAUGGCGUGAAACUAAUUUAUAUAGAAGGGUUCUUUGUGAUCCACAGUCUGGACGUAGCCAGAGAACUCGAAAAGUUGGGUCGGGCGAAGGGUAUUCCAAUCGCGUUUAAUCUUAACGGAGCAUAUUUAUUUAAGGAACAUCAUGCAGCAAUAUGUGAAAUGGUGGGACUGGCCAGAAUCGUCUUCGGUAAUGCCCGAGAGAUGACUGCACUUGCACAAGCAUUAAACAUUAAUUACGACGAUGUAACCGAUAUUCCCUUCUUAUUAAACAACUUGAAGAGAGUUACAAUUGGUGUUUCUAGUGCGGCACGUAAAGAAUGGUAUUCAAACGAUAGCGUUUUUGUUAUGACCCAAGGUGGUUCCGCUCCUGCGAUCGUUGUAUGGGGCCAGGGACAGUGUACUCAGGUUCAGCCAGAGACGCUGAAAGUUCCAGUGGUAGAUACAACUGGUGCUGGCGAUGCUCUGGUUGCUGGAUUUCUAGCCGGUAUGUUAGCUGGGUGGACUCCAAAGUGUUGUCUGAAAUUUGGUUGUGAAGUAGCCGGUUUCAUAGUAACCAGACUUGGUGUGACUUUGCCGGACUCUGUCCCAGUCGAUCUUAAGCAAUAAUGGUGCCUCCCAGUAGAUAAAUGUUUAUUUAUUUUAACUAUCUAGGGAAACCUUUACUUUCUACCGAGCUCCACCACAGGUGAAAGUUAACGUGAUAUUGUACCUGUCUCCCGUCGAAUAAGCCUAGUACAAAAUAGAUACUUUAUUUAUCGUUAAUCGCCAAACACGUUUACGACGCGUCGCGCUACCUCGUACAAAUUUAGCCAUGUAGUAAAUUAUCUCACAUCGGAUGGCAUAAUAAUGUUGUUGCUUUCGUGCUGUUGAAGUAUUGACAAAGUUAUAUAUGUACUUAUGGAGGUACUCUACUUGAAAAUGAGAACUACAGAAUGAUAUAUUAUUUUAAAUAACAAAUAAAAAAAAAGUUAUUUCCUUUA